Messenger RNA from Monoraphidium neglectum, 1494 nucleotides. RefSeq lists its product as hypothetical. The record is from RefSeq and is a predicted model, not a curated record. The transcript has 9 exons. Bases 1 to 1494 code for a protein of 497 amino acids. Gene Ontology annotation, biological process: lipid metabolic process. Lineage: Eukaryota; Viridiplantae; Chlorophyta; Chlorophyceae; Sphaeropleales; Selenastraceae.
AUGGGCCCUAUGCUGCCCGGGCUGCUGACGGCGACGACGGCCCUGAGCAACGCGCUAUGGCGCCGCGCCUCGCGCCAGAGUUUUGUGCAGGAGGUGUGCCGUGCCUUCAACUGUGGCAGCCAGGAGGAGCUACAGGACUUGUUGGCCGCUCUUGUGCUGUGCGAGUGCGUGUACAAGAAGAUCGACAUGGAUGAGCAGAUGCUUUUGGCCAUGAUAUCAGAGUUCCUGUCAGACUUCCCCCCAGACCUGGUGCACAUCGACACGGUGCAGGUCUCCCACAACGGCGUGCCGCAGAGCUAUUUGCUGGCCACUGGCGCUCGCAGCAUCUACGCCGUGUUUAUGGGCACUAAGCAGGCGCGCGACAUGGUGGCGGACGUGAACGCCUUCCACGAGGCCGUCUGGACCGAGGCUCUGCAGGUGGCGGAGCGCUCCCAGGUGCCAACAGCGCAUCGCGGCUUCUUGGCGCGCUCCAAGGCCAUCGAUGUGGCGGGCCUCUACCAGCUGGCGCAAGACAGUCUGGGGGGCGCCGUCGCCAAGCUCUGCGCGCUGCGCCUGCUGCGCGAGCAGCCCGAGUGGCCGCCGCCACGCAUGCGCUGCAUCACGUUUGCCACCCCUGCGGUGGGCAACAGCGCGCUGGCUGAGCUGGUUGAGGCGGCGGGGUGGGCCAGCUAUUUCCAGACCUACAUCCUGCCCGAGGACCAAUUGAUGAGGUUCCUGGGCUUCACCACUGUACGUCGGCAGCAACAGCAGCAGCUGGCCGACCAGCAGCAUCAACAGCAGCCGGCAGCGCCUCCGCAGGGCCGCAGCAGCCCGGCGGGCACAGCAAAGGGCGUUCCCGCCACUGCGGGUGCGCCGUCACCCGCGGCGGACCAGCUGGAGGCGCCCGGGCGGCUGGCGUCUGGCGGGCGCGAGGCGCUGAGUGCAGUGGCGGGGCUGGUUGCGCUGCCCUGGACCCGCGAGCUGGCAAAACGGAAGCUACGGAGCCAGCUGAGCGCCGAGGAGGUCAGCACCACCUCGAUGGACGCGGCUGCGACAGACGCGGCGGAGGCGCGCGCGACUGCGGCCGCGCCGCCGCCGCCAUCACAGGGCGCUUCCGCCUCCGACGCGCUCUCAGUGGAAGCGGCGGCGCAGGCCGCCGCCGCCUCACUGGACCAAGGGCCCCAGCCGCAGCCGCAGAGGCAGCCGAUGCUCGACCCCCGCAACAUCGGGCUGCUGGUGCAGCUGCAGCACAGGUGGGCCGGGCACCGGCUGCGCCACCGGGUCGCGGCGGCGGCGCAGGGGCUGGGCGCGGCGGUCGGCAGCGCGCGCAGCCUGGUGUCACCGUUCCACCCGUUCGGGACGGAGUGGUUUUUCGCAGAGGGCGGCGUCGUGCGGAGGGAGGAGCUGCCGCCGGCGCCGCUGCUUUCCGAGCAGGCGGCUGCGUUCGCGGCGGCCAACCCCGGGAUCAUCAACUUCCACAGGCGUGCGUGCGGUCCGCGCCUGCUUCCCCUCUGA